Molecule: messenger RNA, 2235 nt
Organism: Nothoprocta perdicaria
Lineage: Eukaryota; Metazoa; Chordata; Aves; Tinamiformes; Tinamidae
Gene: CCNYL1
Product: cyclin Y like 1
Exons: 9
Biological process (GO): regulation of canonical Wnt signaling pathway; regulation of cyclin-dependent protein serine/threonine kinase activity
Cellular component (GO): plasma membrane
Molecular function (GO): protein kinase binding; cyclin-dependent protein serine/threonine kinase activator activity
Source: RefSeq, a predicted model, not a curated record
UCAGAUUUAGCCUUGGAAUCAAAUCCAUCUGAUCAUCCCAGAGCAAGCACAAUUUUCCUGAGCAAGUCUCAAACAGAUGUGCGAGAGAAGAGGAAGAGUAAUCACAUCAACCAUGUUUCUCCCGGGCAGCUUACGAAAAAAUAUAGCUCAUGCUCAACAAUAUUUAUAGAUGACAGCACGGUCAGCCAGCCUAAUCUUAGAAGCACAAUCAAGUGUGUUACAUUAGCAAUAUUCUACCACAUAAAGAACAGAGAUUCAGACAGAUCAUUGGAUAUUUUUGAUGAAAAAUCCCAUCCCCUCACACGGGAAGAAGUUCCGGAUGACUACUACAAGCACGACCCCGAUCACAAGCACAUCUACCGGUUUGUACGGACGCUUUUCAGUGCUGCCCAGCUGACGGCCGAAUGUGCAAUAGUGACACUGGUUUACUURGAAAGGCUUUUAACCUAUGCAGAGAUUGACAUCUGCCCUAGUAACUGGAAGAGGAUAGUCCUGGGCGCUAUUCUGCUGGCCUCUAAAGUCUGGGAUGAUCAGGCUGUGUGGAAUGUGGAUUACUGCCAAAUACUGAAGGACAUAACUGUUGAGGACAUGAACGAGAUGGAGAGACACUUCCUGGAGCUGCUGCAGUUUAAUAUCAAUGUUCCUGCCAGUGUUUACGCCAAAUACUACUUCGAUCUUCGCUCCCUAGCAGAUGACAAUAACCUGAGCUUUCUGCUGGAGCCACUUAGUAAAGAGAGAGCACAGAAACUGGAGGCUAUCUCCCGGCUGUGUGAAGAUAAAUACAAAGACUUGUCAAAAGCUGCUAUGAGACGAUCUUUCAGUGCUGAUAAUUUAGUUGGUAUCCGCCGUUCUAAUGCCAUCCUCUCCUGAGGAGAGAGAAAGGUGCAGCACCAUGAACCAGCAUCCCUACGCCCCGGAGGAAUCCACCACUCCAUGCACACGAGCCAGCAGUGAUGGUGUCUUCCAGCGAGAGGAGGAGAGCAGGGUAAAACCAGCCAASGGAGCCCAGAGUUUAAGGAGAUUCUCAGUGCAAAAAAUGAGACCUUUGUCAAAUCAAACUCUCCUCCUUUAAAUGUAUCCAGAGGUGCAAAAACAAACUUUUCUCAGUCUCUCCCCCACAGAUGUUUGCUUACUAUGUAGGCCUAUAGCUGUGAACUCCUGAGGUUUUUAAUGAGUAGUUUUAAAUUUUAGAAUUGAAACACUAACAACGUGACUCUAGUUACAAUGUUCUUCCCUCCUCUCCCCUGUCAGCCAGAACUUCGCUGCAUUUGUCCUUCAGGUCAGUGCAGGGUUAACAAAAACAAAACAUGGGACUCUUAACAAAUUAUAAAGCCACUCUGGAGCUGAAAAACUGUAGCAUAGACAAGUGUUGACGGCUUUUCCCUGGUUUGGCUACUAAAAGCUGCUAUUAUUGGUGAUCUCUUCAUAACCAAGAAGCUGCCUAGCAGGAAGGAAUCCUAUCUCUGCACCAACAACUUAACUCCCCUAGAGAUUGUCAAAAAAACUUUGGAUGUUUUGACUGCGAGCAGAGAAAUGGUUUUACGUAUUGUUAAAAUAUAUAGGGUCCAUGCUGCAUUUCUUGUGAAUUAUGGUGCUUCUCUCAUUUUCUGAUACUUACUCUUGCUCUGGAAGAGUUGCAAUCUGUUUAUUUUUGUUUCUGAGACGUUGAAUGAGAAAGUUGGUCUGGAAGCAUCAUCCCCAUGCAGCCAGUGUGGCAGUGCCGUGGUGAGCGGCGUGUGUGCAGCACCGCUUCUCGAGUGCUCCCGCAGAGCUUGUGCUAUGUACAGUGGAGUUCCUACAGCUCAUGGUGUUGUGCAUCCAUCCCACUGCUUUGGGAUUUGUAUUUCCUGGGAGGGAUUUACGUUCAUAACGAGACAGCAGUGAGUUUGAGAAUGCUGAACUACCUACCAGGGUAGAUGGAGAAAUCAAUUGUGUUCAAUUGUGUUUAAUUAUCAACAAUAUUUCCAUAAAACACAGAUUUUUUUUUUUUUUUGAAGUGAAGUUUUGCCUUGUGCAGCUACUCCUCUUGAGGCUUUGGGUUUUGCUCUUUCUGAGGCUUUGGAACGGAGCGCACUUUCAAGGCUCUGAAACUGAGCUCUGAACAGGAUAAGUAUUAUUAAACUCUUCCUGUUCCACAUCUUUGGAAGAUCUUCCCCUCUGGGCUCCAAGCAGCUUCCAGGCUGUGUGUCCUAGGAGCAGGUCUCGCUCAAACUGGCACCGUUUUGGUGCCCUUCC